Molecule: messenger RNA, 1536 nt
Organism: Gossypium raimondii (Peruvian cotton)
Lineage: Eukaryota; Viridiplantae; Streptophyta; Magnoliopsida; Malvales; Malvaceae
Product: replication factor C subunit 5
Exons: 9
Coding region: 187-1278 (363 amino acids)
Biological process (GO): DNA-templated DNA replication; DNA repair
Cellular component (GO): nucleus; DNA replication factor C complex
Molecular function (GO): DNA binding; ATP binding; DNA clamp loader activity
Source: RefSeq, a predicted model, not a curated record
AAAAAGGCGCGCUUCAAAAACAGGGUUGGCGCCAUCAGACAGUCCCACUCUUGAAAAAUACCGCCGCGAGUAAAGUAAAACCCCAAUAUUCUCAUCAGCCGCAGCCAACGGCGAAGAGCGAACGGCCACGUUCGUAACAAUAUACAUAUAAAAGACAGAAAAUUACGAAGAAGAAGCUAUACGGCGAUGGCGGAAGUAGUUUCUCUAAUGGACAUCGACGAAGACGACAACCACCAGAAACAAAACAACUCUCAAAAGCUUAACAAGGGCAAAGGUCUCGUCACAGCCGCCGAUACCAAACCCACUCCCUGGGUCGAGAAGUACCGUCCUCAGUCACUCGCCGACGUAGCCGCUCACCGCGACAUCGUUGACACCAUUGAUAGGCUUACAAGCGAGAACAGAUUGCCGCAUCUUCUAUUGUAUGGUCCUCCCGGAACUGGCAAAACAUCUACCAUUCUGGCUGUUGCACGGAAGCUUUAUGGAUCACAGUAUCGUAAUAUGAUUCUCGAGUUGAAUGCUUCAGAUGAUAGAGGAAUUGAUGUUGUUAGGCAACAGAUUCAAGAUUUUGCUAGCACCCAAAGCUUCUCAUUUGGGGCGAAGUCAUCAGUGAAGUUGAUUUUACUUGAUGAGGCUGAUGCUAUGACAAAGGAUGCCCAAUUUGCUUUGCGUAGAGUUAUCGAGAAAUAUACAAAGAAUACGAGAUUUGCACUGAUCUGUAAUCACGUCAACAAGAUCAUUCCAGCAUUACAGUCCAGAUGUACUCGGUUCCGAUUUGCACCUCUUGAUCCUAUUCAUGUCACUGAGCGACUUAAACAUGUUAUACAGGCUGAAAGGCUUGAUGUACCUGAUUGUGGCUUGGCAGCACUAGUACGGCUUAGCAAUGGUGACAUGAGAAAGGCUUUGAACAUUUUGCAGUCAACACACAUGGCUUCUCAGAAGAUUACAGAAGAAGCCGUGUAUCUCUGUACUGGAAAUCCGUUGCCUAAAGACAUCGAGCAAAUAUCUUACUGGCUUCUGAAUGAAUCAUUUGCAGAGAGUUUCAAACGAGUAUCUGAAACAAAGACCAGGAAAGGAUUAGCCCUGAUCGAUAUUGUAAGGGAAGUGACAAUGUUUGUUUUUAAGAUUAAAAUGCCCUCUGAUGUUCGAGUUCAGUUAAUUAAUGACUUGGCAGACAUAGAGUAUCGAUUGAGUUUUGGGUGCAAUGAUAAGUUGCAACUGGGAUCUCUCAUUGCUAUUUUCACAAAAGCUAGAUCUUCCCUAGUUGCGGCAGUGAAGUAGCUGUUUCAAGCUUGGCCUUGUUUCUUCUCCCAAUCUCAUAAUGUUCUUUCUGUAUGAUUUAAGCCUCUGACAAAUAGAAAGUGUUUUUGCUUAUGUAGUCCAUGAGUCGUGAAUACCUAAAGAAUGUAGUCUUCAGGCCCUAAAGAUGUUUUUUUUUUUGCAGUGAUUUUUGCUUCUUAUGAGCUCUCAGAUCCUUCAUGUUUUGCUUCUUAAACAAUGCUUAGCUUAUGGUAAAGUGAUUUAUUUUGAGGGAACAAA